Molecule: messenger RNA, 528 nt
Organism: Acanthosepion pharaonis
Lineage: Eukaryota; Metazoa; Mollusca; Cephalopoda; Sepiida; Sepiidae
Source: the annotation of a GenBank genome assembly
AUGCCAAAAAGUCGUCUCUUUUACAUCCGAGAUGAGAACUCCGACUACUUGUUUUUAGUGAACACUGGGGCACAAAUUAGUGUAAUACCAGCCAAGCCUAAUAUGUUGACUAGAAAAACAGAUUAUACGUUACAAGCGGCGAAUGGAUCUUCAAUCCAGACAUAUGGUGAAACCUCUUUAACCCUAAAUCUGGGAUUUAAGCGAUCUUUUCCGUGGGUAUUCACGAUAGCCCAAGUUCGAACCCCAAUCCUAGGAGCGGAUUUCCUCGCCCACUUUAACUUGUCCGUUAAUAUGUCUUCCCUUUCUUUGGAGGAUAAAACGACCAACAUUACAAGGAAAGGAAUUACAUCUAUUUAUACGAGCACAUGUAUCAGCGCAACUGUACCUGAAGCCAACGGAAUGCAGGAUCUGUUACAAAAUAUUCUCAAAUUACAACACCAUUCCGGUAUACAGAAACCGUUCGUCACAAUGCUGAGCACCACAUUGAUACUACGGGCCCACCCACGCAUUCAUCUCCACGGCGAUUGA